This is a messenger RNA of Spodoptera littoralis (African cotton leafworm), 282 nucleotides long. Lineage: Eukaryota; Metazoa; Arthropoda; Insecta; Lepidoptera; Noctuidae. The record is from the annotation of a GenBank genome assembly.
AUGAGUUCAACGUCUGACAAGUUUACUACGUAUACAGAGUACGCUCGAAUGUCCCUACUGCGGUUAAAUAUCGUACGAGGGCUUUUGGAUGAGCUCAAAACCGCCAUAGUAAUUCGUGGCAUCUCCGAUCCUCAAGUGAAAGCCGCGGCUACCAACGAUAAACUGCAGCCAAAAGAUUUGGUCGAAUUUUUGUCCGUGUACGUUAAACCUAAGAAUACGCAAAGUGCUACCGGUAAUCCCAUACGCUCGUCAGCUGCUGAAACGUCCAAUCCUCGUAACUAG